AUGGCAGAGAAGAAGAAAGAGGCGGAUCACCUGCCUACUUCAGAAUCCGAACAAGAUGAUUUUAUAGAGCCAGACCCUCCCGUAGACGUCAGUCAGGCUAAUGCUGAUACUUUUGUCAACAUCGAUUACGAAGAUCUUGUCAAUCCAGACUAUGACAGUCAUCCCAGCGGAUACAUCCAUGAUAUCGUGAGGCAAGGUUCACACGACGGUGAUGAUGAGCAGAGAAUGGGUGUUGGUUCUGCAAGCGACGUAUCGACGGGAGAGGAGUCUAGUGAGGACCAUACAGAGAUUUCUACAAAAGAGCUCUCCAAGGCUCUAGAUGAAGUUUCUAAAUUACAACAUCCAGAAGUCAGUUCAGAAGAUCUUGAAGAAAUUGAUGAAGUUGACACUCAAGAAUGGCGACAACGAAAGAAACAUGUGUUCAUCCUAAGUGAAGCAGGCAAGCCUGUAUAUACCAGGUUUGGAAAUGAGGACAAGUUGGUGACAGUAAUGGGGGUCAUGUCAGCACUAGUUUCGUUUGUUAAUGAUUCCAAAGACUUGGUGCGAUUUAUUGUGGCUGGUGAUCAUAAAUUUGUCUUCCUUGUUAGAGAACACUUAAUUCUAGUUUGUGUGUCUCAUGGUGCAGAGUCAGCUCAGCAACUCCUCCUUCAUCUGUCUUACGUGUAUAAUCAAAUUCUCAGUGUGCUCACAUUUAGCACACUACAUAGAAUAUUCAAACAGAGAAGAAACUAUGAUUUACGAAGACUUUUGACUGGUGCGGAAAAGUUUUUGGACAAUUUGUUAAACAUGAUGGACACAGAACCUGGAAUGUUGUUAGGAGCUGUUCGUUGUUUACCUUUAGACAGCCAAGUGCGGGACAACAUAGCUCAGGCCAUUGUUCAGAAUGCCAAAGUUAAGGAUUUGGUGUUUGCCCUCAUUUUAGCCAACAACCAGCUUGUGACUCUGGUGAGGAUGAAAAAAUACUUCCUACAUCCAAUGGAUCUUCACCUUAUCAUCAAUCUAGUUAAUGCGUCCGAAUCUUUCAAGGCAGCAGAGUCUUGGACGCCGAUUUGUUUACCCAAGUUUGACUCCAGUGGUUUCCUACAAGCUCACAUCUCUUAUCUGGAUGACCGCUGUGAAGCCUGUCUUUUACUUUUAUCUGUUGACCGAGAGUCUUUCUUCACACUGUCAGAGUGCAGGAACAAAAUCAAAGAUCGGUUAGUAAAGUACAACGCCCUCAAGGCCAUCAGUGAUUCCUUGAUGAAGACAAGUUACAGUAUACAGCAGUGUGGAAUAUCAGACUUACGACAUUUUCUAUACAAGUCCCGACACAUGGCACAGUUCACAAGUCCAGAGCUGGAGGCACCAUACUUGUCAGAGGUGGAACAGGAACGCCUGUAUGGGCUGUACUUCUAUCUUCACCACCGAAUACACACGUCAGCCCGGCCACUUAAAAUACUCUACACUGUUGGCCCACAUGAGACUCUCCUUGGCUGGGUCACCCAGAGUUUUGAACUGUAUGCAGUAUUUGGACCACUAGUGACCAAAGUGGCAGCUAUUCAAGCCAUCAACAAGCUGUUACGCUGGGUGAAGAGGGAGGAAGAUCGUCUCUUUAUAGCAAACCAUGUCACAUUUUGACAAGUUUAAUAAAGCUUACUGUGAUAUAAAGUUUUUAAAAAUGGUACAAAGGAUAAGAUGAUACAAUGCCAGUAUAUUAGUGUCACGAGAAUUCAUCACUGCCAGUACUGGUUCUGUCACAUCCAAUAUUCUAUUCUACAAAGUCAUGGAGUAACUUUUUCAGGUCUCUUUACAUUAACUGCAGACACCUUCUUCAAUGUCUAGAUCAUUGUGACAGUGACCAGAGAAAUGACACAUAGUGUAGUAGAUAGAUACACAAAUUAAUCAGAUAAAGCCUUGUAACGUGCCCUGCAAUAUCAUUAGUGACUUUCAUCAAACAACAUUUUACUGAUGUGUCGUGGUCAUAUGAUUUUUUGAAAAAAAUGUAACAUUUGUACUCCAAAGAAGAUAAGAAGUUGAGUAUGAAGACUUUUUGUUGUGUACAUCCAGAUUAUGUUAUAGUGCUAUAGUAAUAGAGAUAAUUCUCUGUAGAACAUUGGUGAUUUUAUGACGAAGGGGGAGAAUAUAGGUCAAGGUCACUAUUAUAAUCAGAAAAAAAUAAACAUCAAGCAACAAUUUGGAAAUAGGUUUGGUUAUUCAGGGAUUGUUUUCCCAAACAGGUCUCUGUUGGUAAUUUUGAUAAAGGUCCACAUUCCUACCUUUACAAUAUGUAGAAAAUCGUGGUUCUACUCAUUUUGUUCUCAUGAUUCCACAUUUAUUUGAUCACCAUUGCUGUCGUCUUAUUUUCUGUCGGCCUGCCACCACUCAUUCAACCCUUAGCUUUCGGAUUAAACCUAACACCUAAUGUCAAGGUCAUACAUUCAAUGUCAAAGGUGAAUCUUUACACAAAAUUGCAAAGAAACUGUGCAUUCUGCAAGAUCAAGCUUUAAAGCGUCGACAAAAUUUCCGGGACAUCAGCAAUUAAUCUAGAUGACAUUUUCCAUAAACCAGUAGAGUAUCGGGUCAUAUAUUGAAGAUGAAGGUCAUGGCUUGUUUAAGAUACUAGUUACAUCACCAUUACUUAUGAAAGAAAUGUAAGCCACCAAGCCAGCUUGCACUGUGACGUCGCCAGCAUAUUCAGAUUUGUGGUUUCGCUAAUAUAAUGUGUAUCAAACUCCAAAGCUAUAUUAUCGAUUUAGGCAGGUGCUUAGGUAUUGUAAAUAUUGUGGCUUUUCUAUGGUUCCAAUUUCUGUGGGUUUACCAAAAUCAAGUCCUGAAAUGGUCGAUGAUUUCCUUUAUUAAUUAUAUUUACAGUUUAAAGAUAGAGCCCCUUCAGCAUUAACAACCUUGAUGAUGUUAUCUCUACAAAUCUUGUUAAUGUUUCUGUCUCUUCUAUGAUUGUAUUAAAAUAAAUAAAAUAUAGAUAUAUUAUAGAGUACAGUAAAUGCAAUCAAAUUUAAGUAAGUCCAUUCAUAUCUGUUGGUGCCUACCAUUCUUAUUUCCUAGAUUUGUUCACAAUUUUGUCAACAUGAACAAAAUCAUCGAUAAAAAAUAACAUGGAUUUACUUCUUCAAAAUCAUGGAUGUCUUGUCGCUGUUAGGUACAACAAUAGUAUAGGGAACAAGAAAGGUGCUCAGACCACUCCAAACUUUUGUCCUAUUGUUUUUCACUGGUGGAGAGAUCUAUUUGGUACUACAGGAACUCCAAUCAGUGGUACUAGCAACUUCAUCAACUAUUACUGUAGAUUAACAUGGUGGAUGUUGGUGAUAUUACAAAUCUCUUAUCACUUACCUUAAAGUUGUAUAGGUGAUAUGUCUGCAGAUUGAUACAGUCAAGAGUCAUUUGGUGCAUGAGUUUUUAUAGCAUGUGGUUUUUAAGCUUUCAAUGUCGGUCAGAUUGUCUUUAUUGUCGAUAUGAAUGUAAUGUGGGGGUAAAUAGAAUGGACAUCAUGAUUAUCUGUCUAAAACCCAGAUUGCAUUCAAAGUUACAAGAAAUACAGUCUGACAAACAUUCAGUGGUACAUUUCAGGUAUUAUUUAAAACAUAAUCACAACUUUUGUCUGAUUUAAGAUUGUUUUUCUCAUUUUAUGUUUACAAACUGGAAAAAUUAUUUUAAAAUCAUUAUCAGCAAUGUAAUUAACAUAAAGCUAUAAUGCAUGUUUUCUGAGGUGACAUGCAAAAACAUUGAUGUAGUGUCUGUCAACAUGGCGCCAAAAUGACGUUAUGUUAUUGUCCCCUGGUCCAGACUGCAUUCAUACUCCAAAAAAUACAAUCCUGCUUAACAUCAAGUUUACAGGAGGCCAUCAUACAAAAUGUAUAUAUAAAGCAAUGAAUGCUAUAUCUCCAUCUGUACUCAUCUAAUCUCAAAUUGUCCUGAUCUUAAUCAUAAUAUUCACACCUACAAUGUUUUCAAAUUUCAGUUUUAAACAAUGUGGGCUGAAGUGUAUUGGAAAUCAGGGGCUUUUGUCCUAGUAAAAUAUUAACUUAUUGAAAAGUUAUUUAUUAAUGUAUGAAAUAUUAUAUUUGUAUUGUCACAUGAAAAACAAUCUAUAUUAAAAUGUGAUUAACAUUA
Messenger RNA from Ylistrum balloti, 4107 nucleotides. Its product is annotated as vacuolar fusion protein MON1 homolog A-like. Gene Ontology annotation, biological process: vesicle-mediated transport; protein targeting to vacuole. The transcript has 7 exons. Bases 1 to 1617 code for a protein of 538 amino acids. Lineage: Eukaryota; Metazoa; Mollusca; Bivalvia; Pectinida; Pectinidae. The record is from RefSeq and is a predicted model, not a curated record.